AUGACAUUCAGUCUUAAAAAUGAACUUGAGGUGGUUCUUCCGAAAGGAGUAUCGUACCAGGUGUUAAAUCUUCAGUCGCGUCUUAAGGAGAGUAAAUGCAUAAUCCAUCACCAUAAGGCUGAUCAUAUACAUAGUUACAAAAGUGUGCAUUUUAUUGUAUUAUUACACGAAAACAAGCCUUUACUAGCACUUGAGGUUUAUGUUUAUUUGGAUGUGCCAAACGAUCAAAGUCAAAUUCUAAGAACAGUUUAUAUCUCGAAAGCUGAUACUUCAGGAUUGCAGAACCAAAAACUAUCUGUGGGAAGAAUUGUGCAAUGCUUUUUGGGAUGGAUCUGCAGUAGGUCGAUAACAAGUUACUUUGAAUCCAUGGAUAUUCCAUUGAUAAUUGACCAUCAUGCCAACAUAAGCAAAGAACAUUCACCUUUUAUGUCAGAAACGGAUAGAAGACUACACAUUUUAAUUGAGAGGUCUAAGGGGGAUAAGAACUAUGGGAUGCCAAAAAUAACAAAAAAAUCAGGCUUUUACCCAAAUGAGGAUCUUUUCACAGAUAUAUCGAAGCACACGACAAGGCUCAUUCUGUUUACGAGAUCUGAGAAGCAGUAUCUAUUUCCGAACUCCUCUAAAAACCAAGGAAAGCACAUCUUAACUGACAGUCAGCUUUUAAAAUGGUGGAUGAAAAAUGUGGAGCAGAUCAUGGGAAACAAUAAGGUUUUUGCCAGAAUGGGGAAAAAGAGAAUCAAUGUUUUGAAUGCCGACAAAUUUGAAGUUUCUAGAUACAUACCAUCCGGCAGUAAAGAGUGGAAAAUUGGUGAUAUUUAUACGGAUAAGUCAAAUUUGCAUGAUGCGGCAGUAUACCAUAUUCCCUUAUUGCCUGAUGAUCCGAAAGGACGUUUUCUGGAACAUUUGGUUGUGGAAAAUCGUAUAAAUAAAGUCAGAAUGAAACAGUUUUGGACUGAGUUAUCAGUCAGACAGGAGUUUAGACUUGGUAUUACUGUCGGAUUAAUCGGUAUAGAAGGUGAGUCUCGUGAAUACAGCAUGGACAAUAAUAAUGACGAUAUGCUUAUUCUGUUUAAGAGAAGUGAAUUUAACAAGAUUAAGGAAUUAUUCGUUGAUAUCGACUAUUCGGAUCCUGUUGAUUACUUACGCAUAAAAGAAGGACUAAAGGAACGGAAAAUAAUUCUUCCAGUUGUCAAAGGUCAGUUUGAUUUCACAACUCUCAGACAAAAAGAGAAAUACAUCCAUGUUCAAACACUUACACCCCAUACUUUAACUGUUCGAAAUAAGCGGAGAAUAAAUCCGGUUGUUGUUAAUGAUAUUGGAAGCCUUGUGAAAAGAAAGCGGUCUUAA
Messenger RNA from Brettanomyces bruxellensis, 1347 nucleotides. RefSeq lists its product as uncharacterized. The record is from RefSeq and is a predicted model, not a curated record. Gene Ontology annotation, molecular function: histone H3K56 acetyltransferase activity. Gene Ontology annotation, cellular component: nucleus. The coding region runs from base 1 to 1347 and encodes 448 amino acids. The transcript has a single exon. Lineage: Eukaryota; Fungi; Ascomycota; Pichiomycetes; Pichiales; Pichiaceae. Gene Ontology annotation, biological process: DNA damage response.